Aspergillus bombycis is the source of this 1140-nucleotide messenger RNA. RefSeq lists its product as uncharacterized. The coding region runs from base 1 to 1140 and encodes 379 amino acids. The transcript is spliced from 6 exons. The record is from RefSeq and is a predicted model, not a curated record. NCBI's taxonomy places the organism in Eukaryota, Fungi, Ascomycota, Eurotiomycetes, Eurotiales, Aspergillaceae.
AUGCAGGAUGCCCAGUCGUACAGCUACCGCGAUUCCCUGAGACCAUGGAGCAUAGUAUGUCAAUCAACCUGCCUUGUCGCAAGUGCUCUAGUGAUGGCUAUGAGAAUUUAUACGAAGUUCUUCUUAAGGCGGUCCGCAAGCUGGGAAGACUAUACUUGUCUCAUUGCUUCAGUCGGGUUUAUAGGAUAUGCUACCAUUGCUUUUGAAGCCGAUAAGGUGGGGAGUGGUAUCCAUGAGGCAGAGGUUGCUAAAGAAGACCUUGUGAAAUAUGCAAAGCUUGCCAACGCGUCCCAGAUUAUGUACGGCCCCCUAAUAUUCAUCACCAAGCUGUCCAUCCUAUUGCUUUACCUCCGUGUUUUUGCUCCAGCCAAGAAAAGCUGGAUGUACAUCUUUAUCCACGGGCUUCUCUGGUUCAACGCCGCAUUCUACCUGGCGGACACCCUUAUCGAGAUUUUUGCGUGCGUGCCUCGCGAGAAAAUCUGGAACGCUGAUGUACAUGGACAUUGCAUAAAUGUGAACAUGAUGAUCCUUUCAACCGCUAUCCUGAAUACCAUUUCAGACUUCUCGCUACUGAUGCUACCCAUAUUCUGUGUCUGGCGCCUACAUAUGCGAAAUACUCAGAAAUUGGGUCUAUCAGCCGUCUUCGCUGCUGGCCUCUUCGCAUGCUUUUCAAGCGCCAUGCGCAUUGGCAUCAGUGUGCAAAAGAACAACACAUCUGAUAGGACAUACGACUGGUUCCCAGAAUUUCUUUGGACAUCUGCCGAGAUUAGUGCCGGUAUCAUUGCUAGCUCGUUGCCUGCAGUCCCAUCCUUCUUCCGCCAUGUCAAGGGGAAGGUCGCCACAGCUAUUAGUAGUGAGGUUAAAAGCUUGAGUAAAUCAAACAGACACAGUCUGUCCAAAAGACAAAUGUGGAGUUCUAACAAAGGAUCCGGGUGGAAGAAUGGCCACGGAGAGACCAUACCACAAAUGGAAUAUAAUGAGCUGGAUGAACUACAUGAAUGGCGAUGCCGUGGCUCGCGACUGGUGGAUAAUGGCAUCUAUGCUGGCAGAGAUGCGACUUCCAUUGCUGACAGUCGUACAAGCCAGAAAGGUAUUUUGAAAACUGUAGAAAUAGACGUCGAAGAGACCGAGAUUCGUUGA